AUGGAACGGUUUUUUAAGAGAAAGUCAUCAUCAGGUUCAGGUAGUUCAGAUAAUGUUGUUAGUUCAAAUAAUGUUGGUACUUCAAGAACUCCAAGUUCAAGACAAAGUCAGUUAGAUGGUGGUUUGGGUAAUCUUCAAUCGGACCCUGGAUUAAGAACUCGAAUGAUAGAUUAUGAUGCUAAUAUGAAAGAUGAGUUUGAUGAGUUUGAUUGGUUGGAGUAUAACAUAUCUAAAGAUGCGGCAUUCUGUCUCUAUUGCUAUCUCUUUAAAACCAAUUUUGAACAAGUGGGUAGUGAAGCUUUCACUGGAGAUGAAUUUAAGAAUUGGAAGAAAGGGAGAGAAAGAUUUAAUAUGCAUGUUGGACCGGUUGGGAGUGUUCAUAACAAAGCUAGAGAAGCUGCUACAAAUUUGAUGAAUCAAAACACACAUAUUGAAACUGCAGUGAGCAAACACUCUGACCAAGCUCGUAAGGCUUAUCGCACUUGCUUGAAUGCAUCAAUCAAGUGCACUAAGUUUUUAUUGCGACAAGGUCUUGCUUUUCGUGGCCAUGAUGAAAGUGCUAUUUCAAGCAAUAGGGGAAAUUACUUGGAGUUAUUGCAAUUCCUUACAUAUAAUAAUGAUAAAGUUAGAGAAGUUGUGAUGGAAAAUACUCCGGGGAAUCUCAAAUUACUAGCUCCUUGCAUUCAAAAAGAAAUUGUGAAUUCAUGUGCCCUUGAAACACUUGAUGCUAUCAUGGAUGGUCUAAAAGAUAGAUUCUUUUCAAUAUUGGGGGAUGAAGCACGUGAUGUGUCGGUGAAAGAGCAAAUGACUAUGGUAUUGCGUUAUGUGGAUGACAAAGGGCAUGUAAUUGAAAGAUUUGUGGGUAUCCAACAUGUUACGGACACUACUUCAAGUUCACUAAAGGAUGCUAUUGACACAUUCUUUUCUCGCAACGGUUUGAGCCUUUCCAAGCUACGAGGACAAGGUUAUGAUGGUGCUAGCAAUAUGAGAGGUGAGUUGAAUGACCUUAAAACAAAAAUAUUGAGAGAGCAACCUUGUGCAUAUUAUGUUCAUUGUUUUGCUCAUCAGCUUCAACUAGCUCUUGUUGCCGUGGCAAAGAAGAAUAUAGACAUUGCCUCUUUUUUUACAACGGCUAAUAGUGUGAUUAAUCAUGUUGGAGCAUCUUGUAAGCGGCGUGAUUUACUUAGAGAGCAACUCCAAGAAGAGCUUGUGAUAGCUUUUGAAAAUGAUUGCCUUAUAACGGGGAGAGACUUAAAUCAAGAAACAAGUCUCAAAUGUGCCGGUGACACACGAUGGAACUCACACUAUGACACCUUGAUUAGCAUCAUUUCUAUGUUUUCAUCCGUGGUUCAUGUGCUUCAAAUGGUUAUUGAUGAUAAUCCCAAUGAAAGUGCGGGUGAAGCAAACAAGUUAAUGAGAGAAAUACGUACUUUUGAGUUUGUGUUUCAUCUUUUCUUGAUGAAAGUCAUAUUGGGACUCACAAAUGAUUUGUCACAAGCAUUGCAAAGGAAGGAUCAAGAAAUUGUGAAUGCAAUGGCUUUAGUGAAAUCAUGCAAGGAAAAGCUACAUUGUAUGAGGAAUAAUGGGUUCGAUGCAUUGGUUGAUGAAGUAUCUUCUUUUUGUUACAAACAUCAUAUUGAUGUUCCUAACAUGGAAGAUGCAUUUAUACUUCCAGGAAGGUCAAGGCGUAAUGCUCCAAUAAAGACAAAUCAUCAUCAUUAUCGUGUGGAGCUCUUUAUUUAUGUCAUUGAUGAGCAAAUUACGGAGUUGGAGGAUCGCUUUAAUGAGUCCCUAAAGGAACUGCUCCAGAAAAUAAUACUCAUCGUGAGCCGUCAUGAUGAUCUCGAUGACCCAGAAGCUCCAGCUGCCCAACCACAACCAUCUGCAACAACAAUAGCAGCAGCUAGGAACUUGGAUUGGGCGAAGAUUGUUGUGGUGUAUUGCUUGUCAACAGGAGUUUCCAUGGCUCUCAUACACACCCAAGUUCACCCCCGCAAGCUCCCUCUAAGCUUUUUCUUUCUCGGAGUGGCAGUCCUACUCGCCUUUGCGUGCAUCAUGUCCCUAAAGGAACUGCUCCAGAAAAUAAUACUCAUCGUGAGCCAUCAUGAUGAUCUCGAUGACCUAGAAGCUCCAGCUGCCCAACCACAACCAUCUGCAACAACAACAGCAGCAGCUAGGAACUUGGAUUGGGCAAAGAUUAUUGUGGUGUAUUGCUUGUCAACAGGUGUUACCAUGGCUCUCAUACGCACCCAAGUUGACCCCAGCAAGCUCUGA
This is a messenger RNA of Prunus mume (Japanese apricot), 2274 nucleotides long. The record is from RefSeq and is a predicted model, not a curated record. NCBI's taxonomy places the organism in Eukaryota, Viridiplantae, Streptophyta, Magnoliopsida, Rosales, Rosaceae.